Messenger RNA from Neolamprologus brichardi, 792 nucleotides. RefSeq names its product histone H4. Gene Ontology annotation, cellular component: nucleosome. Gene Ontology annotation, molecular function: protein heterodimerization activity; DNA binding; structural constituent of chromatin. NCBI's taxonomy places the organism in Eukaryota, Metazoa, Chordata, Actinopteri, Cichliformes, Cichlidae. The record is from RefSeq and is a predicted model, not a curated record.
GCGAGUUUGCUUGCACCAGGGGUCAGGGGUUCUCUAUUACGUCCGCAGAUCACUCAUAAAGACGGAGUCCGCUCCUGUGACUUUCAUUCGACGUUCUUCGUUCAAAGAAGAAACCGUAACCAUGAGUGGAAGGGGCAAGGGAGGCAAAGGGCUCGGAAAAGGAGGCGCCAAGCGUCACCGUAAAGUUCUCCGUGACAACAUCCAGGGAAUCACCAAACCCGCCAUCCGCCGUCUUGCUCGCCGUGGCGGAGUGAAGCGUAUCUCGGGUCUGAUCUACGAGGAGACCCGCGGUGUGCUCAAGGUGUUCCUGGAGAACGUGAUCCGUGACGCCGUCACUUACACCGAGCACGCCAAGAGGAAGACCGUGACCGCCAUGGACGUGGUGUACGCUCUGAAGAGACAGGGCCGCACUCUGUACGGCUUCGGCGGUUAAACUCAUUCACACCAACUCAAACAACUAAACGGCUCUUUUAAGAGCCACACACACCUCCCUUUGAGAGCUUUGGUUUUAAAUGUUUUCUAUCCUGUUAAUCUUCUGAUUCCAACUAUGACAAUGAAAAGGCAUUUGAUUAACUAGUCUCACUAGCAAGUCAAAGGCAUGUGGUAGUUACAAACAUUAUCAAGGCGUCAUUUGGCAUGGUUGUCUCUGAACCUUCAGCCUUUGGGUAUGAAAAACGUUUGUGUAACAAGGCAAAUACAAACGGUGAAAUGCUUUUGUUUUCUGUCUGCUAAAAGUGAUCAGUUCAAAAUACCAUCAUGAAAAUUGUUGUCACGUGUUUUGUGGCUUUAAUA